Pleuronectes platessa (European plaice) is the source of this 3046-nucleotide messenger RNA. RefSeq names its product peptidyl-prolyl cis-trans isomerase H. Gene Ontology annotation, biological process: protein peptidyl-prolyl isomerization. Gene Ontology annotation, molecular function: peptidyl-prolyl cis-trans isomerase activity. Bases 46 to 330 code for a protein of 94 amino acids. The transcript has 5 exons. Gene Ontology annotation, cellular component: intracellular membrane-bounded organelle. Lineage: Eukaryota; Metazoa; Chordata; Actinopteri; Pleuronectiformes; Pleuronectidae. The record is from RefSeq and is a predicted model, not a curated record.
CGUAAAAUGUCUCUCCAGAGCCGCCAUAGUGUCUAACCGGCGCAUAUGCUUGAUGUUCAAAUAAGUCAAAGUGUGUUUGCAAGCGAGCGAAACCUCAACAUGUCUGUUCAAGCAACGAACCCCAACAACCCCAUCGUGUUCUUCGACCUCACCAUCGGAGGGCAGGAUGUGGGACGGAUGAAGAUCGAGCUGUUUGCUGAUGUGGUUCCAAAGACGGCAGAGAAUUUCCAGCAGUUCUGCACUGGAGAAUUCAGGAAGGAUGGAGUCCCUAUUGGUUACAAAGGCUCCACAUUCUACAGACGACACUACCAUCAUGGGUCUCAUCUCUAACAACGAUGAGACCGCCUAUAGAGAUGAGGUUAGGGGCUUGGCAACAUGGUGCCAAGAGAACAACCUGUCUCUCAACGUCUGCAAGACCAAGGAGAUGAUCGUGGACUUCAGGAAGCUGCAGAGGGGGGGUCAAGGUCCGAUACACAUCGAUGGAGCUGUAGUGGAGAGAGUCUCAGAGUUCAAGUUCCUCGGUGUAUUCAUCACAGAUGACCUUACCUGGUCCAAACAAGCGGACUCUGUGGUCAUACAGCACAAAAGCGCCUAUACUUCCUGAGGAGACUCAAGCAGUUUGGCAUGGCUGCAAAAACACUUAAAAACUUUUACAGGUGCACCAUUGAGAGCAUUCUCUCAGGCUGCACUACUGCCUGGUAUGGUAGCUGCUCCGCUGCUAAUCGCAAGGCCCUGCAGAGGGGCCAUCUCCCUUCCGUGCAAGGAAUCUACAGCACAAGAUGCCUGAGAAAAUCACGGAAGAUCAUCAAGGACCAUAGCCACCCAGGCUGUGGUAUUCUCACACUGCUGCUGUCUGGCAGACGUUUCCGGAGCAUCCGAGCACGGACUACCAGACUCAAAAACUGCUUCUUGCCCCAGGCCGUAAGGCUUCUGAACAAUCAACACUGACCCUCUGAACAGUCACCAUGUACAUUCUGCUCCCCCACUCAUACAAAUACACUUACUUCACAUAUAUUAAUUUUAUUUAAUUUAAUAUUCCCCACACCUUCACCCUGUAAUCUGCUGCUUCAUUUGACUAUUAUAUGUUACGACGUUAUGUUAUAUGUUACAUUUGCAAUCAGAAAUAUUCAAUCCUCUCACCUCAAUAGACAUUAUAGUGAUGUGGAUGACAGAUAAUGACAAUAAAUGACAAAAAAACCUCAUCAAACAACAAAAGAUAUUUAUUGAUGCAUAUUUUAGCUAUUUUGACAACAGAAGUUGACUUAACUUUGAAGUUCAAAUGAAAAAUGUAACUCUUUCAACACAUGUGCAUGUUCAGUAUUAUUCAACCCCCCAGCUUCAGUACUUUGUGGCGCAUCCUCUAGCUUUUAUAACUUCUAAAAAAUGUUUUCGGUAAGUGCGGACAAGCUUCUUACACCUCUCAAUUGGAAUUUUUUCCCAUUUUUCAAGUGCAAAAGCCUAUAGAUCAGUGAUGUUUGAUGGCUUCCAUGCUGCAACUGCCUUCUUUAAAUCCCACCAAAGAUUUUCAAUCAAAUUUGAAUCUGGUGACCGUGAAUGCCACUCCAGGACGUUCCAGGAUCUUUUUCUCAACCAAGCUUUGGUGGACUUGGAGGUUUUGCUUUGGAUCAUUGUCUUGCUGGAAAGUCCAAUGAUCACCAAGGUUUAAUUUGUCAACAGAAGGCAUCACAUUCCUGGUCUUCAAUGGCCUGGUAUUUCUGUGAAUCCAUGAUGCCAUGUACACAAUAAAGAUUGCUAGUUCCUGCCGCAGAAAAACAGCCCAACAUCAUCUUUGACCAACCUCCAUGCUGGACUGUGGGGAUGGUAUUCUUCUGGUCCUAAGCCUGGCCUUUCACACGCCACACAUACCGCUGGUCCAUACGUCCAAACAGUUCCAGUUUGGUUUCAUCAGUCCAUAGAACUGUCACCCAAAACUCAGUAGACUUAUCCAAAUUCCUCCUGCAUAUUCUAGUCGACUUUUGAUGUUCCUGGUGGUCAAGAGCUGAGUGUGUCUUGAAGCCGGCCAUGAAGUCCUUUUUUAUUCAGUGCACGUCUUAUAGUUGCCACUGGCGCACUUGUACCAGCCUUCAUCAGGUCAUCCUGUAGGUGUCUUGCAGUCACACAGGGGUUUAUCUGAGUUGUUCUGACUAAGUUGCUGAGGGUCCUUGAUGAAAUGUUAGGCUUUCUUCCACGGCCAGGCAUGUUUGAAGCUGCUCCAUCAGUUUUAAACUUCCUUAUAAUGUUCCCAAUUGUGUCUCUUGGAAUAUCAUUUUUGGGGGAAAUCUUCUUCUACCCAAGGCCUUUCAGUUUGAUGAAAUAAUCUUUGUGGAAGCUCAUUUGUCUUUCCCAUGAUUGCAACUCACCUUGAAUACCUUCAUGGGUAGGGUUUAUUUAUAAAUCACAGCUGAAGCAAAUGAAGGAUCAGUAUAGAGUUCCCAAAGGCUUAACAAUGUUUCAACUCCACUUUAGGACAAAAAAACUGUCACAGCUUUAAAAACAACAAUAUUAUAUAGGGGUUGAAUAAUUGUGACAUGGCUAUCUUAACAAAAUAUACUGCUACACACAAAUACUACAUCAUGCAUUUUCCGUGUUGAUUUUCUGUAUCACUCAACUCAUAAAGAAGUCAUCCGAAGCAGAAUCUUGCUCAAAGAGCAGAAUCUUGCUCAAAGAGCAAGAUUCUGUCAACUUUAAUUGAUAAAUCCUUAAAAUCUUUGGGGGGUUGAAUAUUUCUGAUUGCAACUGUAUAUAGUAUGUUAUUUUCUAUUUUGUAAAGUCGUCUACUGCGUAGAUGUUGCCUGCCAUGUCACAAGAAUUUCACUGCUCCGAUGACGCUGUCAUUGGUGCAUGUGACAAUAAACUUUGAUUUGAUUUGAUUUAGCUAACAUUAGCAACAACAUGAACAUGGACGGUGUGGCCGAGUUCCUAGUGGGUAGACUGGUCGUCGUCCAACAAGAACUUUGGCAGUUCAAUCCUCACUCUUCCCCAUCUGCAUGCCGAAGUGUCCUUGGGCAAGAUACUGAACCCCUAAAUGGCCCCUCAAAGAUGAUGA